ACCGGGCGAUGUUUACGAGGGCGGAGGGGGGCUCCGUCCUUGUUGGUGAGAGGUGCCAGCUAUAUAUACCUUCUGCGGCGGCUCAGCGAUCAUCGACUUCAGCGUCUCAGCAACAGUCAGCAACAUGAUCACCAUUCCAAAGCAAGAGGAACUUGGUACGAAUCGGAUGAACGAUUAGAAGAACUCGAAGCGUGA
Messenger RNA from Nezara viridula (southern green stink bug), 195 nucleotides. Lineage: Eukaryota; Metazoa; Arthropoda; Insecta; Hemiptera; Pentatomidae. The record is from the annotation of a GenBank genome assembly.